UCAGCUCACAGCCCCAGACAGGUCCCCCAAGGCCUUCCCAUGGGUGGCUGCCCACAGGGACAGAGUUUAAUGUUGGCUCCAUAACAAAGCCUUAUCAGCAACCUUUAGCCGUGUUUGCUCAGAGCCUCUGGCCAUUGGGCAGCCUGGCCCGACCCCCAGGACAAGGUUCUGCUGCUGGCUCAGCACACGGCCAGGCCAGAGCACGUCCUGACAGCACGGACAGCGUCCAGCGAUGGAGGCCAGCGGUGACACGGAGGAGCCCCCCCUGCCUCUGGCACUGAGCAGGUUUCAGGUCUCCGAGGAGUUUGGCUUCCUGCUUCCCGACCCUCUGACAGAUCUGCCAGCACCCUACGGGCCCUGGAUGGACAUCGCCCGUGACCUGCCUCAGCUGAUCAGGAGUCACCAGCUCCGCUCACGUGUUCACCAGAUGCCGCAGCUGAGCACCCAGCACCUCCGAGGACGUGAGGAGCUGCACUUGGCACACCUGGUGCUCAGCUUCAUCACCAUGGGCUACGUCUGGCAGGAGGGCGAGGAGGGCACCGUGCAGGUCCUGCCCCAAAAUCUCGCUGUCCCCUUCUGGGAGGUCUCACAGGCCCUGGGCCUCCCGCCCAUCCUCAGCCACGCAGACUUUGUGCUGGCCAACUGGAGGAGGAAGGACCCCCAUGGGCCUCUGGAAAUUGAGAACCUGGACACGAUCAUCAGCCUGCCUGGGGGAGAGAGCCUGCGGGGCUUCAUCCUCGUCACCCUGCUUGUUGAGAAGGCAGCUGUGCCUGGCAUUAAGGCAAUCACCCAGGCCCUCGGGGCCAUCCUGCAGUGUGAUGAGGAGGCCCUGCACAGCGCCCUGGAGGAGCUGGCAGGAGCCAUCCAGGCGAUGAGAGCAGCACUGAGGCGGAUGCACGACUAUGUGGAUCCAGAAGUGUUCUACUCUGUGAUCCGGAUCUUUCUCUCUGGCUGGAAGGACAACCCUGCCAUGCCACACGGGCUCAUCUACGAGGGGGUGUCCCCAGAGCCGCUGGCGUUCUCGGGGGGCAGCGCGGCGCAGAGCUCGGUGCUGCACGCCUUCGACGAGCUCCUGGGGAUCUGCCACCGGCACGACUGCGCCGCCUUCCUGCACAGGAUGAGGGACUACAUGCCCCCGGCCCACAGAGCCUUCGUGGAGCGCGUCCGGGGCGCGUCCCUGCGGCAGCACGUGCUGGCCUCGGGGGACGCGCGGCUCCGCGCCGCCUUCAACCGCUGUGUGUCUGCCCUGGCCGAGCUGCGCUCCUACCACAUCACCAUCGUCACCAAGUACAUCGCCACGGCGGCCGCCAAGGCCAGGGCCCGGCGGGCACAGCCCGGCCCCGCCGCGGGAACAGCCCCGUCCGCCCUGGAGACCCAGGGAACCGGCGGCUCCCACAUCUUCAGCUUCCUGAAGAGUGUCAGGGACACCACCAGGGAGGGGCUGAUAAGUGCCUGA
Messenger RNA from Prinia subflava (tawny-flanked prinia), 1456 nucleotides. RefSeq names its product indoleamine 2,3-dioxygenase 2 (gene IDO2). Lineage: Eukaryota; Metazoa; Chordata; Aves; Passeriformes; Cisticolidae. Gene Ontology annotation, biological process: 'de novo' NAD+ biosynthetic process from L-tryptophan. Gene Ontology annotation, cellular component: cytoplasm. The transcript is spliced from 10 exons. Gene Ontology annotation, molecular function: heme binding; indoleamine 2,3-dioxygenase activity; metal ion binding. The coding region runs from base 233 to 1456 and encodes 407 amino acids. The record is from RefSeq and is a predicted model, not a curated record.